This is a messenger RNA of Neurospora crassa OR74A, 855 nucleotides long. RefSeq lists its product as hypothetical. The coding region runs from base 1 to 855 and encodes 284 amino acids. Lineage: Eukaryota; Fungi; Ascomycota; Sordariomycetes; Sordariales; Sordariaceae. The record is from RefSeq and is a predicted model, not a curated record. The transcript is spliced from 2 exons.
AUGACUUCCACUUCCUCAAGGGCAGCUUCACCACCACCCUCCUCACCUCCAAUCGUUCCUCGACUCCAAAUCAACACCUCCAUCCAGACCGACGAUGAAAACACGGAACCCGCCACUUCCAGUCCAGGUUUCCAUAGAUCAUCCGCGCCAUCGCCAUCCCCAACUCUGUCAAGCCCACCUCAACCACUACCUGCGAAACCCACAGCUUCACAGUUGGAGCCCACUCCAUCCAUCUACUCCCCCCGCCCGGACCCUGUCCCAAACUCGGCAGACGCAACGCGAAGUACCUCCCCCGUGGGCGUCGGUCCAACUCGUCCUAACUCGCCAGCACGUUUAGUGAAUGAAGAUGAACCCUUGGUUCCGGAGGCACCUAGUUCGCCUGUUUUGGCUCACUCGGUGCCUGUCACGGUUCCGGUGGGUGCGAGGGUGGGUGUGCCUGAAUCAGAAUUGAUCCAAGACGCAGAGCGAGAGCCAGGUCAAGGCUCUGAGACCACAAUGAUUACCAUGCUCCGUACAGCUGGCACUGCGGAUGUCACACCCGAGGGAGAAGACUUGUCCGCUAGGUUGUCAAUCAAGUCACAUGCGCAGACUGGGAUAGACACAGACACGUAUAAACUUACCCCCAGCCUCAUCCCCGAUGUCCCCAGCACGAGCACCAGGAAGAGCCCGCAGAAGGAGCCUGAGUCGGCGGUGGUGAUGGAAGGGGAAGGAAAUGAAGGGGUUGAAGAUGGUCUAGUGACUCAGAUGAGGAGUGAAAGCGAGGUGAAGGUUAAGAAAGGGGGGACUGCCUUGCUGGAAUUGGAACAAGUCUUGAGUUCGGAUAAGAUAGUCUGGAGUGGGAAGGUAGAGAUGUAA